Drosophila ananassae is the source of this 709-nucleotide messenger RNA. RefSeq lists its product as uncharacterized. Bases 20 to 643 code for a protein of 207 amino acids. The record is from RefSeq and is a predicted model, not a curated record. NCBI's taxonomy places the organism in Eukaryota, Metazoa, Arthropoda, Insecta, Diptera, Drosophilidae. The transcript has a single exon.
CUAGCUUUGUUUUCUGGCAAUGCCAUCUCUAGGAAAGCUAUCCCGGUUGUAUUCAAAACAAAUCGAAAUUAAAUUGUUUACCAUGUGCGACCCGGCAAGCGCAACUCCCGCCGACCAGCGUAAUGUGGAGGUGAAGGCAAGGAUACCUGGUGGCCAGGAGGGAUUCGCCGGCCGGCUAGACAUUGCCCGGAAGCUGACCGGCGUACCGGAAGCGGAACUAAUCGUCCAGCGGGACGUCUUCUUCCAAUCGCCACUGGGCGGUCGCCUCAAGCUGCGCUACCUCCAGCCGCCGGCUCGCUCCCAGCUGGUCUACUACGACCGCCCCGAUGUGGCCGGGCCGAAGCUCUCCACCUUCAACAAGAUCGAGGUGGACGAGCCCGAGAUCCUCGAGAAGAUCCUCCGCCAGUCGAAUGGUGCUCUAGGAGUCCUGGCCAAGACACGGCAUCUGUUCCUGCACGGCCAGACGCGGAUACAUCUCGACGAGGUGAAAGAUCUGGGUCAUUUCAUGGAGUUCGAGGUGUGCCUGAAGCCGGACCAGACACUGGAGCAGGGCCAGGUGAUUGCCGAGGAGUUGUCCAAGGCGUUUGGCAUCAAGGAGGAGGAUCUAAUGACAGGCUCCUAUUUCGAUGCUCUUGCUAAGUAGGAUAGUCUACCAUAUUUGUCUUUGUAAUGAGGAAAAAAUAAAUUGUGAUGGACCUGUCCCCUUAAA